Messenger RNA from Blepharisma stoltei, 357 nucleotides. The record is from the annotation of a GenBank genome assembly. Lineage: Eukaryota; Ciliophora; Heterotrichea; Heterotrichida; Blepharismidae.
AUGGCAAUAGUCGGCCUUAAUCCAACUCUUGCGCUAUAUAGGCGAACAGUGAUUGCCUUGAAAACCAAAUUUAGAGGCGACAACAGGACUUAUAAGCAAUUCAAGAAUUCGUUAAAAGAGCAGAUUUUGCAGCGAAAAAACGAGACUGAUCAGAUCAAGAUUUCACAAUUUGUUUUCGAGUUUGACAUCGCAAGAGAGUGGAUCACUACUGAAGUGGUAAGGGCUGAUUUAAAAGAUGAUGGACAAUACAAGCUUAAAAUCAACAAAAAUCAGCUCCAAAGUGUCAAUCUAAAACCAGUCAGGCAUCCAGAGUAUUUUGAAUUUGCUCUACCUCAAAAUUUAAUAUAUAAGAGUUAG